GCUGUGCACUUGACCCUCCAGGACUUUAAAACCCAGUCCUGUAUUUAUGAAUUCUUAUUUAUUUAUCUGAUUUUAUUCACCUAGUCCCAUGUAUGAUCACUAAUACAUGUGUUUAUGUGAUCCACUGACAGCUUUGAAGAGUUGACCACGAGAAGAUAGAACAAUUCAGAAUGAAUUGUCCUUACUCCACAGCUGUGCAGUAUUGCCCCGAGCUCCCCUUUCAUCGGUAUAGAGACCCCUCCUCCCGUUUGUCCUGGACAGAGAGUUCCUUCCUGGCCUCCAUAAUGUCACAGAACCAAUCAGAACAGAGCUCUGACAUCCUCAGUCAGGAUGUGUUCAACCAGCUGCUGGAGAUGCUGGACCAGUCAGCGUUCCACUCGUCGCAGCCGAUAGAGUUGAACUUCUCAGACAGCCCAGCAGACGAAGAUGGACCAUCAGGGAACACCAUUCAGAUCAGCAUGGACUGCAUCACCAUGCAUGAGGGACAGGAACCACUGUCUUCACAGUAUACCAACCUGGGGCUGCUGAACAGCAUGGAUCAGAACAUCCAAAAUGGCGGCUCUACCUCCACCAGUCCCUACAACAACGACCAUGUCCAGAACAACGUGUCAGCUCCUUCACCCUACGCCCAGCCCAGCUCCACCUUCGACGCCAUGUCCCCCUCCCCGGCUAUCCCCUCCAACACAGACUACGCCGGGACACACACCUUCGACGUCUCCUUCCAGCAGUCCUCCACAGCCAAGUCUGCCACCUGGACGUACUCUACAGAACUGAAGAAGCUGUACUGUCAGAUCGCCAAAACGUGUCCCAUCCAGAUCAAGGUGCUGACCAACCCCCCGCAGGGCGCCGUCAUCAGAGCCAUGCCCGUUUACAAGAAGGCAGAGCACGUCACCGAGGUGGUCAAACGAUGCCCCAACCACGAGCUCAGCCGCGAGUUCAACGAUGGUCAGAUAGCCCCUCCCAGUCACCUGAUCCGAGUGGAGGGUAACAGCCACUCCCAGUAUCUGGAGGACUCCAUCACGGGCCGUCAGAGUGUGCUGGUCCCCUACGAGCCCCCCCAGGUGGGCACAGAGUUCACCACCAUACUGUAUAACUUCAUGUGCAACUCCAGCUGUGUAGGAGGCAUGAACCGACGCCCUAUCCUCAUCAUCGUCACCCUGGAAGCCAGAGAUGGUCAGGUGCUGGGUCGGCGCUGCUUCGAGGCCAGGAUCUGUGCGUGUCCUGGCCGGGAUCGUAAGGCGGACGAGGACAGCAUCCGCAAGCAGCACGUUACUGAUGGAACAAAGAGCAGUGAGGGUAUGAAACGCCCCUUCCACCAGGUCUCUCAUGGUAUCCAGAUGUCCUCCAUCAAGAAGAGAAGAUCCACAGAUGAGGAAGUGUUCUGUCUGCCUAUUAAAGGCCGUGAAAUCUAUGAGAUUUUGGUCAAAAUCAAAGAGUCUCUGGAACUCAUGCAGUUUCUGCCUCAGCACACUGUAGAGUCAUACAGGCAACAGCAGCAGAACCUCCUGCAGAAACAAUGGGAUCUCUGGGGCGAUGAGAGUAACGGCCUGUACCCUCCUCUCCCCUGCCCCAGGAGCGCCAUGGCACCCCAGCCCCAGUAUGGCUCCAGCUCCCCUCCUCCCCCCCACGGCAAGGUCAACAAGCUCCCCUCCGUCAGCCAGCUCAUCAACCCCCAGCAACGCAACACCCUCACCCCCUCCUCCAUGGCCCAAGGCCUGACUGACAUGACUCCGAUGAUGGGCCACAUGGCUAUGAAUGCUGACAUGUCGGCCCUGAGCCCCGCCCACAUCCUGCAGCCCCAGUUACCCAUGGUGCCCAGCUCCCACUGCACCCCCCCGCCUCCCUAUCCCAUGGACAGCAGCAUCUCCAGCUUUCUUCUGCGGCUGGGCUGCGCAGCCUGCCUGGACUGUUUCACAGCACAGGGCCUGACCAACAUCUACCAGAUCGAGAACUAUAACUUGGAGGACCUGUCCCGGCUGAAGAUCCCGCAGGAGUUCCAGCACGUCAUCUGGAAGGGCAUCAUGGAGCACCGGCAGAGCAUGGAGUUCUCCCCUCCUCCUCACAUCCUGCGUACCUCCAGCGGGGCCUCCGCCGUCAGCGUAGGGUCCUCCGAGGCCCGCGGCGAGCGGGUCAUCGACGCCGUGCGCUUCACCCUGCGCCAGACCAUCUCCUUCCCUCCGCGUGACGACUGGUCCGACUUCUCCUUCGACCUGGACUCCCGACGCAACAAGCAGCAGCGCAUCAAAGAGGAGGGGGAAUAGAAAACCUCUCGCACUCUGGAUGGAAUUUCAAUCUAAGGUGCACUGUUUGACAAGCGCACUGUACCAAUGGGUCUGUAAAACGGCCAUUUUCCUGUCAUUCAGAGAUCACUUUUACAGUAAACGCUGGGGAUGUCGGCUCAAGCGUACAUUAUCAUUACCAUUAACAUUACCAUUAUCAUUAACAUUACCAUUAUCAUUACCAUUAUCAUUAAAAGUCGAGUGCGGUACGCUUGUCGGCAAUGGUCCUUGGAUUGAAGCCCCGCCUCUGUCACACACCUGUUGACCAACCACUCUCGUAUCACGGUACAGAACUAGGAAUUCUCUGCUUCAAAGUGCUCUGGGUCCGGUUUCCUCAAAAGCAUCGAAGUUCAUUGUUAGAACAACCCUCGUUUUGGAGCAGAACACAAAAAACCAUUGUUGGAAGUUGUUCACCGACCUGCCUCAGACCAGCUAAGUACAUCGUCAUAAGACCUGACUUACAUCGCUAGCGGGAAACUGGACCCUGGUCCUUAGUUCAGAUAGCCUAAAUAGCAAAAUACUAUGCAAAUAAAAAUGCACUUAUUUUAUGGUUUUAGAAAAGCCUUCAAUAGCAGCCAGCUAGAGGAUGAGACAAAUUAUGGUUUUAGAAAAGAUACAU
This is a messenger RNA of Oncorhynchus nerka (sockeye salmon), 2898 nucleotides long. RefSeq names its product tumor protein 63-like. Gene Ontology annotation, molecular function: DNA-binding transcription factor activity, RNA polymerase II-specific; protein binding; RNA polymerase II cis-regulatory region sequence-specific DNA binding. The coding region runs from base 171 to 2261 and encodes 696 amino acids. Gene Ontology annotation, biological process: protein tetramerization; regulation of transcription by RNA polymerase II; apoptotic process. Gene Ontology annotation, cellular component: nucleus. The transcript is spliced from 14 exons. NCBI's taxonomy places the organism in Eukaryota, Metazoa, Chordata, Actinopteri, Salmoniformes, Salmonidae. The record is from RefSeq and is a predicted model, not a curated record.